Cryphonectria parasitica EP155 is the source of this 1770-nucleotide messenger RNA. RefSeq lists its product as uncharacterized. The record is from RefSeq and is a predicted model, not a curated record. Gene Ontology annotation, cellular component: aminoacyl-tRNA synthetase multienzyme complex; cytoplasm; cytosol. The coding region runs from base 295 to 1674 and encodes 459 amino acids. Gene Ontology annotation, biological process: aspartyl-tRNA aminoacylation. The transcript is spliced from 2 exons. Gene Ontology annotation, molecular function: ATP binding; aspartate-tRNA ligase activity; RNA binding. Lineage: Eukaryota; Fungi; Ascomycota; Sordariomycetes; Diaporthales; Cryphonectriaceae.
GCCGCUCCUGCCGCAGAUGCUGGUGCCGAGGGCGAGGCUGGUCCCUCGAAGAAGGCUCUCAAGAAGGCCGAGGCCAAGGCCAAGAAGGAGGCAGAGAAGGCCAAACGCGCUGCAGAGCGAGAGGCGGCCACGGCGGCAGCCAAGGCUAAGGAGGACUCGGAGGACAAGGCCAAGGACAACUACGGCGACCGCGAUAUUGUCACCCUGUCCGCGCCCAAGGCCGCCCUCAAGGAGUACGCCGAGGAGCACGUGGGCAAGGCCGUCAAGCUCCGCGCCUGGAUCCAAAACAGCCGCAUGCAGGGCGCCAAGAUGUGCUUCGUCGAGCUGCGCGAGGUCGGCGACUGGAGCAUCCAGGGCAUCGUCGCCGCCAGCCCCGACGGCGAGCCUGUCUCCAAGCAGAUGGUCAAGUGGGUCGGCGCCAUCAGCCUCGAGAGCUACGUCGCCGUCGAGGCCACCGUCCAGAAGCCCCUCGAGCCCGUCAAGAGCUGCAAGGUCUCGGCCUACGAGCUGCACAUCACCAAGAUCUACUGUAUCGCUCGCGGCCCCGAGAUGCUGGGCCUGACCAUGAACGCCUCCAACGCCCCCAUCAGCAGCUUCGAUGUCGAUGGCAAGAUGCAGGAGCUGAACAUCUCCGGCGCUGACGCCGCCCCGGGCCUGUCCGCCACUCUCGAGACCCAUCUCGACAACAUCGUCAUGCACAAGCGCGCGCCCCUGCAGCAGGCCAUCCAAACUGUGCGCGAGAACGUGCGCGACCUGUUCGCCGAGUACCUCAAGAAGAACGACUUCCACUCUUUCGAACCCCCCUGCCUGAUUGGUGCUGCCUCUGAGGGUGGCGCCAAUGUCUUUGGCCUGCCGUACUUUGGCAAGAGUGCCUUUUUGGCCCAGUCGCCCCAGUUUUACAAGCAGAUGGAGAUUGCAGGCGGCAGAAAGAGGGUGUACUGCGUUGGCCCCGUCUUCCGUGCCGAGAACUCCAAUACACCAAGACAUAUGACUGAGUUCACCGGUCUCGAUAUCGAAAUGGAGAUCGAAGAACACUACAAUGAGGUCAUCUUCAUGCUCGAGGGUAUCCUUCUCUACAUCUUCCGCAACCUCGAGGAGCGCUGUAAGGACGAGAUCGCCCUCGUACGCACCGUCUACCCCUCGGAGCCCUUCAAGCUGCCCGAGGACGGUAAGGAGGUACGCCUGACCUUUGCCGAAGGCCAGAAGCUCCUCCGCGAGGAAGGGCCCGAGGAGUUCCGCAAUGUCUCGGACGACGAGGACAUGUCCACUCCGCAGGAGAAGGCCCUGGGCGCCAUCAUUCGCAAGAAAUAUGGUACCGAUUUCUACGUGCUCGACAAGUUCCCCGAGUCGGCGCGGCCCUUCUACGCCAAGGAGGACCCCGCAAACCCCAACGUCACCAACGCCUACGACUUCUUUAUGCGCGGCCAGGAGAUCAUGUCUGGCGGCCAGCGUAUCAACAUCCCCGCCGAACUCGAGGCCCGCAUGCGCAAGAAGGGCGUCGACCCAAACGCCCCCGGGCUGAAGGAGUAUGUCAACGUUUUCAAGCAGGGCGGAUGUCCACCGCACGGCGGUGGUGGUAUUGGUCUGGACCGUGUUGUGGCCUUCUACCUCAACCUGCCUAAUGUUCAAUUGGCUGCUUACUAUCCUAGGACGCCGAGCAGGCUGUUCCCUUGAGAAAAGUGAAAGACUGGUAGAAGGUUUGUUGCUUGUCUUGGCUACAAGAAGGCUUGGUCCCUUAGACUAGACAGGUAAUGAUAAGUCAACAAGAAG